Molecule: messenger RNA, 1236 nt
Organism: Alternaria atra
Lineage: Eukaryota; Fungi; Ascomycota; Dothideomycetes; Pleosporales; Pleosporaceae
Exons: 2
Coding region: 1-1236 (411 amino acids)
Biological process (GO): D-sorbitol catabolic process
Molecular function (GO): L-iditol 2-dehydrogenase (NAD+) activity
Source: RefSeq, a predicted model, not a curated record
AUGGCAUCUCUUCCCCUCUUCACUAGCUGGGCGUCGGAGGUUAAGCAAACACUCAACAUCGAAGAGAAGCCCAAGAUGAACGGCACAAGCACUGAGGCCGCGCCAGCGGUGAACGGUGUCAGCAAGUCCAACGGCACUGAUGUCAAGUUCUCGACCAAGCCGAACAUUGGUGUUUACACGAACCCCGCGCACGAUCUUUGGGUCGCGGAGGCAGAACCGAGCCUCGAGGAGGUGCAAAGAGGAGGAGAUUUGAAGCCGGGAGAGGUCCUUCUGAACGUCAAGAGCACCGGUAUCUGCGGUAGUGAUAUUCACUUCUGGCAUGCGGGCUGCAUUGGUCCCAUGAUUGUAGAGGACACUCACGUCCUGGGUCACGAAUCUGCAGGCACAGUCAUGGCCUGCCACCCCUCAGUCACAAACCUCAAGCCCGGUGACCGCGUAGCUAUCGAGCCCAACAUCAUCUGCGGUGAAUGUGAGCCCUGCCUCACAGGUCGUUACAACGGCUGCGAGCGCGUACAAUUCCUCUCCACUCCUCCCGUCACCGGUCUCUUGCGCCGUUACCUCAAGCACCCAGCCAUGUGGUGCCACAAGCUCCCUGACAGCAUGACAUUUGAAGACGGCGCCAUGCUCGAGCCUCUCUCCGUAGCCCUCGCAGGAAUGGACCGCGCAAACGUCCGCCUCGGCGACCCAGUCAUUGUCUGCGGUGCCGGUCCUAUCGGCCUCGUAACGCUGCUCUGCUGUCAAGCUGCAGGCGCAACUCCCAUCGUCAUAACCGACAUUGACCAAGGCCGUCUCGACUUUGCCAAAUCGCUCGUCCCAGGCGUCCUGACCCACAAAGUCGAAUUCAGCCACUCGCCUACCGACUUCCAAGACGCCAUCCUCAAACUCACAGACGGUGUUGAGCCCUCGCACGCCAUGGAGUGCACUGGUGUUGAAAGCUCCAUCAACGCUUGCAUCCAGACUGUCAAGUUUGGCGGCAAGGUCUUUGUUAUCGGUGUCGGCAAGAACGAGAUGAAGAUUCCUUUCAUGAGACUGAGCACCCGCGAGGUGGAUCUGCAGUUCCAGUACCGAUACUGCAACACAUGGCCUAAAGCUAUUCGGUUAUACAAGAGCGGUGUCAUUGAUCUGAGCAAGCUUGUUACUCACAGGUUCAAGUUGGAGGAUGCGGUUGAGGCGUUCAAGACUGCGGCGGAUCCUAAGACUGGUUGCAUCAAGGUGCAGAUCCAGAGUUUGGACUAG